Corticium candelabrum is the source of this 1247-nucleotide messenger RNA. RefSeq lists its product as uncharacterized. The transcript has a single exon. The record is from RefSeq and is a predicted model, not a curated record. Lineage: Eukaryota; Metazoa; Porifera; Homoscleromorpha; Homosclerophorida; Plakinidae. The coding region runs from base 410 to 1093 and encodes 227 amino acids.
GCACGCUUCAAGGCAACAGCCGCUCUCAAUCUGUUCGUAGCAUACAUGCUUCAAAAAACAGGUAAAUCCCAAACACAAACAAUGUAACAUAACAGUGCACCAUUUGCAACAGGUGAUUGCAAAUGAUCGUAGACUGACUGUCGACACUCAAGAUGGAGUCUACCUGUUUUCCUUUGCUCCUAUCAACUGGGCAUACAGAACACCAAACAUACAGUCGACAACUACACGACUGAUCACACCAUCAAUCACGGACACCAACCAGGAGCCACAGAAAUCACCAUGGACAUCAAGUAUACAAACAGAUCAACAAAAGGGUGCAAAAGUUGGAUCCAAAAUACGACAGAGAUGCAAGUCUUCUUUCCUCUUCAACAAGGAAGAGGUAUGGAAAAAAUCACGUGACCAACGACAGAUGACUAAAUCUGUCACAGAACGCAAUCAGACAAUAUCGUGUUCGUCCAUAAUUCGUUGUAAAAAGUUAUCGACUCAAUUUCAAGAAGCGUGUGGAACGAUCAGACCAAGAACUAGAACUACAGCGUGGGUAAGCAGUAAAAAGUUCUCUACUCCCAGUGUAGACAACGAUGCAGUCGAGAAACAUUCGGCUAUCCAGUCGAAGGCCACACACUCAGUCAGAUCAGAAACACUGAGUAGUGAAGACAACGAGGUGUUCACAGUUACAAUCAAUCCAUCAACUCAUCCGUUCACACCAUAUGGUCGUACAUCAAUUUCUAGGGAUAAACUCGGUUCAUGGACAAACGUAGUAAAACUGCCUAAUGAGGGAGAAAAACUCGGUACGUGGAGAAAGUCUAUCAGCAACCAGCCUAGUCUCAUAGACACGACACCUCCGGUCUUCCCUCUCAAACCGGACUCGUUAAACCUGCAAACGCACACUGCCAUGCAAAAGCAGAUUCUGGCAUUCAAGGCUAGAGAACGAGAGAACAUUCAGUCUGGUAAGAUACUUCCCCUCCAGCAUGCACACUCGUGGGUUGGACCAACGAGCAGCACAAGCAGCUUGUUACCCUUACAAACACCACGAAGUCCUAGAGCCUCUUCGUGUGGACCGACAGUCAAUAGAAGCAGUUGUAGUGGUUUAUAGCAACAAUAGAAAAUAGAACAUUGAAAUUGUGUAUGUUAUUCUAAAAACUAUUUUACUAUGGCUUUAUCAAAUAACUCUAUUGAAUCCAAUAAAUUAACUUAAAUUAUUGAAUAAAUUCAUCUGCAAUAGCAGAGCAAAGGAUAUCAUUCUACUA